ACGUAACGUACGGAGUGAUGAGGUCAUUAAAGAAGAGCGCGAUAGUAAGUGGUGUAGGGAGUGUCGGUGGAGGGUGCCUAUGAACCAGAGUAGCUAAGCAUUACCCCGAUAGGCCAUGAUUAAUUUGAGAUCUUAAUCUUCGUAAGUCUUUUAGAGACGGACUUUAGCCAAAUGAAAGUGGCUAUGGAUGUAGACAACCAGAGUGGGAACGGUAGCAGCUCCCCCACCCAUGAUGUGUUGCCCCCUGAAAACCACGCUGACAUCCUGACUGACCACAUGAUCAUCCCCAAUCGGAUUUUUGUUGGGGGAAUUGACUACAAGGUUAGUGAGAGCGACCUGCGACAUUUCUUCUCUCAGCAUGGUGCUGUGAAAGAGGUGAAGAUUGUGACAGAUCACUCAGGAAUAUCAAAAGGAUAUGGGUUUGUCACAUUUGAGACCAAAGAAGAUGCACUGAAAGUCCUUCAUGAUGCUAAUGGAAUCUGUUUCAAAGACAAGAAGCUCAGCAUCGGUCAGGCUGUCUGCAAACGACAAGCUUCACAAAAGACCAGAAGAGUCCCUGUGACCAACCUAGAUCCUGUCAUGCCUCAGCCGAUGUCCUGUGGGACUUUCUACUUGACUACGUCCACAGGCUACCCCUACACCUACCACAACGGAGUGGCCUAUUUCCACUGCCCUAACGUGAACCCUCCUGGCCACCACUGGCCUCCUGCACCUCCAGUGAUGCUCCCUCAGUCCAAUCAGCCUGUCCACCAGCACCCAGCCUAUCACCACUACCCGUGUGUCUCAAACCAGUAUCAAUGGCAUGGGUGCCAGUCGUCAGUGCCAUCCAGCUCAGUCAUGCACUCUCAGCAAUCAGAAUACCUUUACCAGCCCACUGAUGGGUGCUACUUCCUGCCUACUCCUCCUGUCAUGGAGGACACCACACCAGAGUUUGUAGAGCCCACAUUGCAGCAGGUUUACCCAGUGUAUCCUCAGAGGACAGAAGGAAUGGCACCGUUUGUUCUGCAGCAUGACCGUGGCAAGGUCCAUCUGAAGCCAAAGUACCGCCGAUACAUCCAUCACAAGUACUGGCACUACCUGCCAGAAGCAACAGAGCCACCGGAUGCCUCCAUGAUUCACACCUCCCAACCUCUCAUGUAGGCUCAACCCACAGACAACUUCUCAGGAGAAGAAUUACGCACACAGCAGCACAACCAUUCUAAUCUCAUCCUCCUCCAUGGAUUUAGCACACAUAUCAUCAAUCAUCUGGUCAACAGGGCCUUGCAGCAUAAUGCAGUGUGCUUCUUGAUUUCAUAGCCUCUUUGGUUUGUCUGUUGCACUUUCUGUUCCCACCAGCUCUCCACAACCUAGGUAAGCCUGCACCUUGUCAUCCUCUAAACUGGCAGCUCCCAGAUCUGUUUCUCUGUUCUUGUUUUAAUAGAGUUGAAUGAUUGACAUUUAUGUUACAGUGUCGUGUUGCACACUUUACGUUACAGUAUAUAGAGCAGUUGUGUUUAAUUUCUUCUAAGUGAAUAUGUAAACUUUGCAAUGUUACAUUUGUUUUCCAGUAAAUCAUUUUGUUGUGAUAACACAUUAACUUGGUGGCAUCCAAACAAUGCAUCUGAAUUUCCAAAAUAUCAGAUUAAUAAUAUAAAACCUGAUAUCAAAAUAUCAGGUUUUAUAUUAUUAAUGCACAACAACUAUCUAGGUUUUUCAGGUUUAAUGAUGCAGUCAGGACAUUACUACAGCAUCACAUCACUAACCUGUUCAGGUUCUUAGAUUUUCCCAAAACUAAGUUAAAUAUGAAUGUCAGAAGGUGCAAUUAAAAUACAUUGUGCCCUUCAAAUUUAUUUACUUUUUUACUUGGUAAAACUCAGCUUAGUCUAAAAAAACCGUGUGCACAAUAUUGAAAGAUGUUGGCUCUUUAUAAAGGAGCGAUGCUGCACAUCCUCUGUGGAUCAGUGAUCACAUUUAUUUAGGAGGACAUUGAAAAAGCAGCAAUGUUGAUCUUAUAUUAGAGUAUAGCUGUUGAGGCUCACUGAGUCAGUCCUAACAGUAUUCGGAUGCUCUGAUUGAGCCGCUGCAUCUUGUCGCCUCUGCUCGGCUUUAUCAUUGUUGAGACCUCAUGAGUCUCUGAUCCACUGUCUGCUCCAUCCUCAGCCACUUAGCUUGAGAGCAGUGCUUAAAAAAAACCUUUCUACCAUUUUGCAGUCUGGUGAUGGGUAGAAUUUUGUGUGUGGUAUUGAUACUGGUCUGUGGCCUAUAUGUGUUUGAAACCAGCUCUCAGUGGUGUAGAACCAGCUGUAUUUUCAAAACAGUACAGCUGUGACAGUUUAGUGUAUUCUGUAUAUAACAGGCUGGUUGAUAGGUGUAUGUUAAAGUGCAGAAUUAAUUUGUCAAAGUAUACUCAUUAUUUAGCAGUUUUGUAUUUCACAAAUCAUAACUUUACAUUUGGAAAUAUGUCUGAGAGUUUGCUAAAAACAAAAUGUAAUGACAUUAAACAAAUUUGAGCAGUAACACAUCUACAAGUCAGGAUCUUAAGCAAAGAACGUGUUUAGAGCAACUGCCUCAAGUGAAGUUGCUUUUUGCUGUGCUAGCGAGCAGUUGGGCCUCACUUGCACCCUGCUUUCAAAGCUGCUCGCCCAGGGUUGGUGUGUUUUUGACGUGCACAGUCUGAUCUGACCUGGAAGUGACCUACUGCUAAACCACCCAAGUUACAUCUGGUGACAUCCCAGUGUGUCCCAGCUGCUUUUUGGUGUCAGCGGUGUGAAAAGAGAUCAAUUUUCUUUGACUUAAAAGUGCUCAUCAAAAAGUUGUUAAGAGGAGAUAAGAAGUUGCACAAAGCCUGAGAUAUAUAAAUGUCGCUGGACAGUCUCACAACAGAUUGAUUCAAGUUUGGUUUCUUUGUGCUUGUGCUAUAGUUUUAUCAAUAAUAAAGAAGUAAUAGAAAUGCAUAAUUGAGAUACUUGUUGCAGCAAGUGAUUAGAAAAUGCUUUGUUUCUGUUCUUCUCUUAGAGGUUAGGUGUUAACAUCAGCGAAGAUUUGUUAAUUUUAUAGCGUUACCGCCGUUCAUAUUGUGCACAUGCUUUAGAUUUGAAGGCUGUUUCUUUGAGUCCACCUUGAAAAUAAAUUGAAAUAAAAUUUAAAUGACAGAUACCCAUUUUAUUAUAAAAUAUUUUCAUGGCAUAUUUUACUGUGAAACUCCUCAGUCCUCAUUCUUUAAUUCCAUUUUAUAUUUGUGCUGAUAAUUUGUGUAAAAUGUGUCCCAAGUCUUAAAAUCUACAGGAACACACUGACAUUUUCACUGUGCUUUUAAGAUAUUGCCUUUUGUCUGAUCAUAUUUUGUACUCUGUAUUUUGUUUUGUGGUCAAACUGUUUUCUAAGGCUCUUGAACGCAGUGGGCGUAUUGUAUAACCAAAAUACUACAAUAUUUUUGUGAUCUGUUUAUAUUUGUUUUUUGUGAUUUGUGUGCAGUACUUAUUUAACAGCACAUCGCAUGACUGCCAGUCACUUGUUUUAACAUUAUUUCCAGUUCUUGAAUGGAAAUAAAGGUUUCCUGUGGUUUA
Molecule: messenger RNA, 3545 nt
Organism: Monopterus albus (swamp eel)
Lineage: Eukaryota; Metazoa; Chordata; Actinopteri; Synbranchiformes; Synbranchidae
Product: protein boule-like
Exons: 10
Coding region: 172-1140 (322 amino acids)
Biological process (GO): positive regulation of translational initiation; 3'-UTR-mediated mRNA stabilization
Cellular component (GO): cytoplasm
Molecular function (GO): mRNA 3'-UTR binding; translation activator activity
Source: RefSeq, a predicted model, not a curated record